This is a messenger RNA of Cetraspora pellucida, 743 nucleotides long. NCBI's taxonomy places the organism in Eukaryota, Fungi, Glomeromycota, Glomeromycetes, Diversisporales, Gigasporaceae. The record is from the annotation of a GenBank genome assembly.
AUGAGCCAUCAUUUACAAAUUAAAGAACAUGAGAGUACAUCAAAAGAGUUUAUUUUUCCUGUUGAAGAUGAAGAAGAAUUAAACACUACUAUACUCUAUAUGCACAAUAUUUACAAACUUAUAUUUAACGGCAAAGUAGGCGCACCAGUUCAAGAAAAUUUGCAAAAUGGUGCCAAAGUGCUAGAAUUAUGCUGUGAGGAUGGAAUUUGGAUUACAGAGGUUGCUGUUGAAUAUCCAAAUACAGAAUUUUAUGGAGUUGAUUCUAAUAUACAAAAUUCUGACAAUAAUUUUAAUAAUGUUACAUUUAUUGAAUAUAAACUUUAUAUAUGGAAAAAAAAUACAUUUCUAGAAGUUUUAUCAGAGAUAUUUAGAGUAUUAAAGCCUGGAGGUUGGUUAGAGGUUGUAUGUACAUUUAAUACGGAACUUGUUUAUGGACCAACAUAUACACGAUUGAGAAACACAUGGGAUUCGUGGCUCAAGUUACAAAAUAUUGAUACUGAUUUAGUUGGGAACCUUGAAAAUUACCUUAAACAGACCGGAAAAGCCGAAUCAGUAUUAAGUCGAAUAAUAGAUUCUCAGAUUAAACGUGGAUGUGCUUUUGGAGAGUUUAUGAUUGAAGUUUUUUUAUUUUUUUAUAAAAGUGCGAGAAAUUAUUUGGCUCCUUUUAUGACGAUUUCACUUGAAGAAUUUGAUGACUUGGUGAAUAAGGCUAAAAGUGAAUUAAGUGAAGAUAACAGAUUAAA